Molecule: messenger RNA, 651 nt
Organism: Penicillium waksmanii
Lineage: Eukaryota; Fungi; Ascomycota; Eurotiomycetes; Eurotiales; Aspergillaceae
Exons: 3
Coding region: 1-651 (216 amino acids)
Source: RefSeq, a predicted model, not a curated record
AUGGUCUACAGCCCCCAAGAGGUCAUUCCACGCGCGGACUUUGUGUUUAUUCACGGACUUCGGGGUGAUCAAGUGAAGACAUGGUGCUAUAAAGGAUCAGACAAAUAUUUCUGGUUGCGUGAUUGGCUGCCCAAACACCCGGAACUAAAAAGUGCUCGCAUAUGGACAUUUGGAUACGAUUCAGAUUUCCUUUCAAUCGGACCGGGGAAUGUGUCCGAUUUAUCUGACUUCGCACGUUCCCUUUUGGUUAGCAUGAAGCUAUCAACCCAUGGAAUUCUUACAGAGUACCAAGUUCCCAUUGGGAAAAUACCGUUGAUAAUCGUUGCGCAUUCGAUGGGAGGCCUUGUGGCGAAAAACGCUUUUAUUUUCGGGCAGGAAAAAGAAAUAUAUUCUGAUAUUGCGACGGCAACAUGCGCUAUUGUGUUUAUGGCGACACCAGAUGGAGGCUCGAAACUUGCGCUUGUCUUGCAAAAGAUAACCAAGGCCUUAGGGAUUGUCAUUCCUCACAAGGCCUACGUCGAUGAAUUGAUUCCUAGUUCUGAGACAUUGAAAUGCAUGAGUACUCGUUUCCGCGACUGUGCUGAGGGCCUCGAUAUCUACUCAUUGUACGAAACAAUCCGUACUAGGAUUGCACCUUUCUGGAAGGUAUAG